Cutaneotrichosporon cavernicola is the source of this 1005-nucleotide messenger RNA. RefSeq lists its product as uncharacterized. The coding region runs from base 1 to 1005 and encodes 334 amino acids. The transcript has a single exon. The record is from RefSeq and is a predicted model, not a curated record. NCBI's taxonomy places the organism in Eukaryota, Fungi, Basidiomycota, Tremellomycetes, Trichosporonales, Trichosporonaceae.
AUGGACGACCCCGAGUUUCUCCAACUUUCUGCACGCCAGAGACGUACAGUCGAUCGCGCGUUCGAGCGCGGACUGCGGGCGAACAAGGGGCGGCCGUCCAAGCGGCGGCGGAUGACGUCUGGCCUAACAACAGGAACUGCAACCCCUGGAGCAAGAGGCUUCGUCGAUGACGGCAGCUUCGUAGACGAUCGUGGAGGUUCUGUACCAGAAGAAGGUGGUGGUUUUAUCGACGACAGCGGUGGCUUUACCCUCGAAGACGAUGCGGGAGGGUUCAUCCCAGACGAUGGAGCCGGCUUCAUCCCCGAAGAUGACGGGCCCGGCGGUUUCAUACCCGACGACGAUUCCGGCGGUGGUUUCAUGCCCGUUGACGAUUCCGGUGGUGGCUUCAUGCCCGACGCCGAUGCUGGCGGUGGCUUCAUGCCCGACUCUGGCCCCUCAGCUGGCCCCUCGACCACACGCAGCCGCGCGCACUCCGCGGACUCCAACGACGACGCCGAAGAGAGCAUCACCUUCGGCCUGAUUCCCACGCUCCUGAGCUCCCUUGGCCUCCCAUCGGACGAGGACGUCCUCUCCGUCUUCCGCGCGAUGGGUGAAGACGGCGUGCGGCGCAAGGACUUCCGUGCGGUCUGUGCUGCCCUGAUGCCGCCGGACGCUCAAGAGCCGGAAGAUGAAGAAGCAGACGAGGAUGAAAAGGAUGAAGAUGGUGACUGGGACAUGAGUUCCGGUUCUGACUCUGAUGCCUUUGCACCAAGCGACGAGAGCGACUUUGGCGCACCCAAAGGCAAGAGGACGACGCGACGCGCCAAGGCUCUCGAGGAUACUGGUGCGGCCCGACUGUCUACCCGUCAACGCGAGGCGGCGCGCGCGUUGUGGGCACUCAUAAAGCCCGACGCGAAGGGUACAAAUGGCAUUCUCUCUCGCGACGAGGUCAAGAGAUGGGCUCGGGAGCUCGGCGAAAUGUGGUCCGACGUCGAGGUAAGUCAUGGCAAGGACGAGCUGACCUAG